AUGGGCGGGCAGUUUACACCCUUCGACCCCUUGAGAUGCCCUCAUUACGCUCAAUUCGCAUCAGGCCUCGAUAGGAUCCAUUUCGACGGUAUCUACUGGACGCUCUUUUUUCUGGUAAUCGGUAUCUUGUUUGUUUCGUCGUGGGUUUAUCAAUCGACGAUGAUGUAUCGAGAAAAACAAGGGUUCUGUGAAGAUAAAUUUCGGCGGAGGGUUAAAAUCGGCCUUGCUUGGUGCACAUUACUGUUCUUAAUCGCGGCCGUCAUCCUAGUGGUCGAAGUGUUCGCGCUUCUAGCACUACAAUUCUGCGACGGCGAGGACCUCAUGGCUCUAUACUGGGCUACGUGGACGAUGCUACAACUAGGCUCCGAGAUUGCCAUUCUCGGUGUCGUACUGGCGCUGUGGCACCAUCUCAGCAACGUCCGGCUUCCGCUCUUUGCUCUCGCGCUAGGCACCCCUGUUCUAGUAGUCGCGGGAUUCGGACACGUUAUCCAAAUCGCGCUCCGGAUGUUCUACGAUCGCGCGCGGGCCCGCACACGGACCCGAAGGGACACCGAGGAUGUCGAGGCGGGCGGGAAGCGGGAAGACAGCGACUCUCUUUGUCCAAGCGCUACACCCGAAGAGCAAGAGCAAGGGCAUAACAGCCGCCCCCGGGAAAAUGAACUAUGCCUGUACUUCGCGAUGGACGUGGGCGACGACGAACGCGUAAGGAAGUGGCCGUGCUUUGCCGGGUUGUCGAAUGGCAAGUCGAUUAUCCGCCUAUCUACGUACUCGGGGAAUUUUCCAAAUUUACCUUAAUAUUACAUACUUCUAAGCUGUGGUAGUUAUAUAAUUAUCACUUAUUUACGUAGUUC
Daldinia vernicosa is the source of this 851-nucleotide messenger RNA. RefSeq lists its product as uncharacterized. The transcript is spliced from 5 exons. The record is from RefSeq and is a predicted model, not a curated record. The coding region runs from base 1 to 795 and encodes 264 amino acids. Lineage: Eukaryota; Fungi; Ascomycota; Sordariomycetes; Xylariales; Hypoxylaceae.